AUGUUAGGAGCUAGAAACGUUUUAUUAAGAGGUUCUAAAUUUGGUGGUAACCGUGUUGCCACCCGUUUGCAAUCUACCAAGGUUCAAGGUACUGUUAUUGGUAUCGAUUUAGGUACUACUAAUUCUGCAGUUGCUAUUAUGGAAGGUAAAGUACCAAAAAUUAUUGAAAAUGCUGAAGGUGCUAGAACCACACCAUCUGUUGUUGCUUUUACUAAGGAUGGUGAACGUUUAGUUGGUAUUCCAGCUAAACGUCAAGCUGUUGUUAACCCAGAAAACACUUUAUUUGCUACUAAACGUUUGAUUGGUCGUCGUUUUGAAGAUGUUGAAGUCCAAAGAGACAUCAAGCAAGUUCCAUACAAGAUCGUUAAACAUAGUAACGGUGAUGCUUGGGUUGAAGCUAGAGGUCAAACCUAUUCUCCAGCUCAAAUCGGUGGUUUCGUUUUAAAUAAGAUGAAGGAAACUGCAGAAGCUUACUUGGGUAAAGCAGCUAAGAACGCUGUUGUUACUGUCCCAGCUUAUUUUAACGAUUCUCAAAGACAAGCUACUAAAGAUGCUGGUCAAAUUGUCGGUUUGAAUGUUUUACGUGUUGUUAACGAACCAACUGCUGCAGCUUUGGCCUACGGUUUGGAAAAAUCAGACUCUAAGGUUGUUGCUGUCUUCGAUUUAGGUGGUGGUACUUUCGAUAUCUCCAUUUUGGAUAUUGACAAUGGUGUGUUUGAAGUUAAAUCUACUAACGGUGAUACUCAUUUGGGUGGUGAAGAUUUCGAUAUUUCCUUAGUUAGAGAAAUUGUCUCCCGUUUCAAGACUGAAUCUGGUAUUGAUUUAGAAAAUGACCGUAUGGCUAUUCAAAGAAUUAGAGAAGCUGCUGAAAAGGCUAAGAUUGAAUUAUCUUCCACCGUUUCUACCGAAAUUAACUUGCCUUUCAUCACUGCCGAUGCUUCUGGUCCAAAACAUAUUAACAUGAAAUUUAGCAGAGCUCAAUUCGAAACUUUGACUGAACCUCUGAUCAAAAGAACAGUCGACCCUGUUAAGAAAGCUUUGAAAGACGCUAACAUGUCCACAUCAGAUAUCUCUGAUGUCUUGUUAGUUGGUGGUAUGUCCAGAAUGCCAAAGGUUGUUGAAACCGUCAAGUCUUUGUUUGGUAAAGAACCAUCUAAGGCUGUUAACCCAGAUGAAGCUGUUGCUAUUGGUGCUGCCAUUCAAGGUGCUGUUUUAUCCGGUGAAGUUACUGACGUUUUAUUGUUAGAUGUUACACCAUUAUCCUUGGGUAUUGAAACUUUAGGUGGUGUCUUCACAAGAUUGAUUCCAAGAAACACUACUAUUCCAACCAAGAAAUCCCAAAUCUUCUCUACCGCUGCUGCUGGUCAAACCUCUGUUGAAAUCAGAGUCUUCCAAGGUGAAAGAGAAUUAGUUAGAGACAACAAAUUGAUUGGUAACUUUACUUUAUCUGGUAUUCCACCAGCUCCAAAGGGUGUUCCACAAAUUGAAGUUUCCUUCGAUAUUGAUGCUGAUGGUAUCAUCAACGUUUCUGCCAGAGAUAAGGCCUCCAACAAGGAUGCUUCUAUUACUGUUGCUGGUUCAUCUGGUCUAUCUGAAUCCGAAAUUGAACAAAUGGUUAAUGAUGCCGAAAAGUUCAAGUCUCAAGAUGAAGCUAGAAAGAAGUCCAUUGAAACUGCUAACAAAGCAGACCAAUUGGCCAACGAUACCGAAGCUUCUUUGAAGGAAUUCGAAGGUAAGGUUGACAAGGCUGAAGCUCAAAAGGUUACUGACCAAAUCACUUCUUUAAGAGAAGUUAUUGCUAGAGUCCAAGCUGGUGAAGAAGUCAAUGCUGAAGAUUUAACUUCCAAGACCGAAGAAUUACAAACCUCCUCCAUGAAGUUAUUCGAACAAAUGUACAAGAACCAAUCCGAAAAUAAUGCUAACAAUGGAGAAACCAAACAAUAA
Molecule: messenger RNA, 1944 nt
Organism: Vanderwaltozyma polyspora DSM 70294
Lineage: Eukaryota; Fungi; Ascomycota; Saccharomycetes; Saccharomycetales; Saccharomycetaceae
Product: Hsp70 family protein
Exons: 1
Coding region: 1-1944 (647 amino acids)
Biological process (GO): protein refolding; cellular response to unfolded protein
Cellular component (GO): cytoplasm; mitochondrion
Molecular function (GO): heat shock protein binding; ATP-dependent protein folding chaperone; ATP hydrolysis activity
Source: RefSeq, a predicted model, not a curated record